UUUCUCCUACCAUACCGGCAUCCUCAAGCGUCCUUCGUUGUCUUUUAAUGUACGUAAUACGUAAUUACAAAAGAAAGAUAAGUUUGUGUAUAUAUAUUUUUUGUUUGUAAAAACGGCGAACAUAUUUCUAUUUAUAAUUAAUGGAAUUAAUUGAUAUUUUCGUAGAAAUACAAUCGAUGUAAAUAAACAUCUUUAUUAUAUCUGCCGAUUAUUCAACUAACAGAUUUGACAAAAUGGUUUGUGAAAAGUGUGAAAAGAAAUUGGGAAAAGUUAUUACACCAGAUCCAUGGAAAUCUGGUGCUAGAAAUACAGUGGAAAGUGGUGGUCGAAAAGUUGGAGAAAAUAAAGCCCUUUCAGCGAGCAAGGCACGAUUCAAUCCGUAUACUGCAAAAUUUGAGACUUGCAGAAUAUGCAGACAAAAGGUUCAUCAAGUAGGUUCGCAUUAUUGUCAGUCAUGCGCUUAUAAAAAAUCUAUAUGCGCGAUGUGUGGUAAAAAGCUUAUGAGUACAAAAAAUUAUAAGCAAUCUGCUACGUAAAGUUAACAAGCUUUAUAAAGAAAUAUCUUAUGAAAUAAGUGAUCAUAUUUUUAUAUGUAUAAAAUGAUACAUAUGGAAAACAGAAGAAAAUACGAAAAGUAUUUUCGAAACUAUCCUUAAUGUCUUCUAAUUACAAAUAAUAUGUGACUUAUGUAUUUGUAU
Molecule: messenger RNA, 698 nt
Organism: Vespa mandarinia (Asian giant hornet)
Lineage: Eukaryota; Metazoa; Arthropoda; Insecta; Hymenoptera; Vespidae
Product: cysteine-rich PDZ-binding protein
Biological process (GO): cytoplasmic microtubule organization
Cellular component (GO): dendrite
Molecular function (GO): microtubule binding; PDZ domain binding
Source: RefSeq, a predicted model, not a curated record